ACAGAUCUGCCAGGAAAAGAUGGAGCAGAUUAUCUUGCUGUGUGCGCUCUCAGCCUGUCUCUCAGCUGUGAAUGCUCAGAAGUUUUUACUCAGUCCCAGAUGGGUUCCUGUUGGCUUACAAGAGCCUGCAGGAAAAAAAGAUGGAACUGCAAUGGAUAAAAUCAUAAAAACCAAUGACCUUUAUGCUUCCAGUGUCAUAGAGGGCUCCAGCACCCUCAGAGAGGGAGACAUUGCUGUAUCCACUGGAAGGCGCUCCAAGAUCUGCUUUGCCCGUAGCUGCCUGUGGUCCAAAUCUGUGGAUGGACAUGUCUACAUUGCCUAUACGCUCUCAAAUGAGUACUCCGCCCUUGACACAAAGCUGAUAAAGGAGGGAAUGGACAAUAUAGAGGAUAGUACCUGCAUCCGCUUUGUUCCUCGGACUCACCAGAGAGAUUACAUUGACAUCCAGCCAAAGUCUGGGUGUUGGUCCUACCUUGGUUCUCGUGGUGGAAAACAGACCCUGUCUCUCCAGAAUCCGAAUUGUAUGGAGAUCGGAGUGAUUUCCCAUGAACUAAUGCACGCUCUAGGCUUUGUGCAUGAGCAGUCCCGCUUUGAUCGGGACAACUAUGUCACCAUCAUGUGGCCGAACAUUUGGAGAGAUCGGCUGCGAAACUUUGAGAAGUUUAAAACCGACAGUCUGGACCUGCCAUAUGACUACAGCUCAAUCAUGCACUUUGGGAUGUAUGCCUAUUCAAUGGGCGGGCAACCAACCAUCGUCCCAAAGAACGGAAGAAACGUUAAGCUCGGCCAAACAUCGUCUCUCAGUCACAUCGACAAGCUGAAAAUCAACAGACUCUAUGAAUGCGCUGUGACUGAUGAUUAGCACCUGAACCGAGUCGAGGUGGAGUCCUCUGAAAGCAGAAAUGAUGACUUGCUGCUGAUGUCCCUGCAGAAAAUUCUUACUAAAAUCUCCCUAUAAAGCUUCCUGUGUUUUUUGUGUAUCCGAACUGUUUGUUUAAACGAGAUGUGCGACUUUAUGUUGGAUGGGCCAUGAGACAGAAUUGGCGUAAACCUUUCCUGUUGUACAGAAAAAAAGAUAAGUUGAAACUUUCUGCCUGUUUUUAAGUAGUACUUACUGCAAUAAAGUUGUUAAUGAAUC
This is a messenger RNA of Cyprinodon variegatus (sheepshead minnow), 1138 nucleotides long. It is a transcript of the gene hce2l2, whose product is annotated as high choriolytic enzyme 1-like. NCBI's taxonomy places the organism in Eukaryota, Metazoa, Chordata, Actinopteri, Cyprinodontiformes, Cyprinodontidae. The record is from RefSeq and is a predicted model, not a curated record. Gene Ontology annotation, molecular function: zinc ion binding; metalloendopeptidase activity. Bases 20 to 862 code for a protein of 280 amino acids. Gene Ontology annotation, biological process: proteolysis. The transcript is spliced from 9 exons.